Molecule: messenger RNA, 2161 nt
Organism: Sapajus apella (tufted capuchin)
Lineage: Eukaryota; Metazoa; Chordata; Mammalia; Primates; Cebidae
Gene: STPG4
Product: sperm-tail PG-rich repeat containing 4
Exons: 7
Coding region: 1411-2139 (242 amino acids)
Biological process (GO): epigenetic programing of male pronucleus
Cellular component (GO): germinal vesicle; female pronucleus; male pronucleus
Molecular function (GO): chromatin binding; histone binding
Source: RefSeq, a predicted model, not a curated record
UGUAGUCACAGCUACUUCGGAAGCUGAGGCAGAAGAAUCGCUUGAACCCAGGAGGCAGAGGUUGCAGUGAGCCAAGAUUGUGCCACUGCACUCCAGAGGUGAGAGAUUGGAUUGUAAAUGUUGCUUUUGUCCUAAAGGUAGUGACAGCUCACACUUACUGACUGCAUUGUGCCAGACAUGGUUCUGAAUUUCAAGUUAAUCUUUAUAACCUAUGUGGGUGGGUACCAAUUUUAUUAUCCCCUUCUCUAUAGAUGAGAAAACAGGCACAGAAUAAGUCAGCAUAUGCAACCAGCGUCCAAAGUCCUGGUAGUCAAGGGAGGAGAGUGAUUCAAGAAUGGGGGAAUAAUCAAUGCAGCAAUGAAAAUUGAAGGCCAAGUUUGAUAAGAGCUGAAAAUCCCCAUUCGAUUUGGCAGUUGGAUCACUGGUGAGUUUAAGUGCAAUUUUAAUUGAAAGCUGUGCGCAGGCCUGAUUAAGAUGGUUUUAGGAAAGUAUAUGGGAAAUGAGAAAAGAAUUGAGUCCAUAUGACUCUUGAAAGUUUGUAAAGGGAAGCAGAAGCUUCAUGGUACAGGGCAGUGGAGGUCUAGAGUCAGGUUUGGAUUUUAAUUCUGACAAUGCCACUUGUGUGUGAUGCUGAGGGAACUGUGUUAAACAUCCAAGGAAACCUUUGUUUCGUCAUCCAGAAAACGGGACUAAUACCUACUUUGUAGGGUUGGUGUGAAGAUUAAAUGAGACUAAUUGUGUGUGAAGUCCCUGGAAUAGAGUAGAUACUGUAUAAAAUGAAAUUAAGGUUGUGGAGGGUUUGUUUAAAGGUUUGUUUAAAGGUUGAGAAGAAGCUACAGCCUAAAGAGGCUGACAGUAAAAAGGGUCUACACUGAGAAGAAUGGGGUGGUCUGUGAUUUCACAGCUCGUGAAACCUGCUGUGACUGGUGCUCACUCCACUCUGCAAGUCAGAGGCAAGAGAAGUCAGCCCCAGAAUUUCUGUUUGGAGGAGCUUAGAAACAAUCUUAGAAAGUGGGUGCUAAGGCAGAUUUCUGUAAGUAUGUCUACCAAGCACACUGCCUCUCUGCCUGGGGUGUGGGAUGUGGGGUGGAUUAGAAGGGAAUUGAUGGAGAUUGUGGGUACGCUCAAGCUCUUAACCAGCCUCCCCUUUCGCAGAUCCUUACCGAGGGCUCUCUGGCAACUCCAGAGCCCUCUAGAUUUUCUUCUCACAUGCAUUCAUAACUGUCUCUUUUUGAGGGUUUUCCUCUGGGCUGGUCUUCGCGCGGGGCCUCGAAGUGCGAGCCUGCUUCCCUUCCCCCAACACUAGAGACAAACCUGGCGGGUCUCGGCUCCGCGCUCCAGAGCCCGCGGGCCACACGCGCCUCCUAACAACCGGACGCCAGGCUCAGCCUAGGGAGAGAGGAGGCCACCAUGGAUCAGUCAGCCAUCGCCAUCGCCUCCACCACAAUAAGAGAAGACCUGGUGCGUUGUACAGCCUCGAAACCAGAUCGAAAGACUUCCACUUUUGAAAGAGAAGGAUGGUGGAGAACAGCAUUAACAAAUACUCCUAUACCUGGCACUUACCACUUGAAAACUUUCAUUGAAGAAUCCCAAUUAAAUCCAGUGAUAACAACCUACAAUUUUAAAAAUGAAGGAAGGAAAAAGCCACCUCUUGUGCAAAGAAACAAUCCAGUUCUAAAUGAUCUUCCACACUAUAUACCUCCUGACUUCCUGGACCUGUUAAAGAAGCAAAUGGCUACUUACUCAUUCAAAGACAAACCACGGCCAAGCCCCAGCACACUAGUUGACAAAGAUCAGUCACUUCAGCUUUCGCCGGGGCAAUACAAUGUGCUUCCUGCACCAGUUCCCAAAUAUGCUUCCAGGAGCUGUGCAUUUCGUUCAGCAGUUCAAAGAUUCCCAACAACCUAUUUUGUUCCUCAUGAAGGCCCUGGUCCUGGUCAUUAUAACGUGAAAAUACCUCCAACCAGCUCUAUUACUUCUUGUUUUCAAUCCAGAGUACCUCGAUUCUUGCCCAGCUGUUCAAAAACCCCUGGCCCGGGAGCAUAUACAGCUUUAAGACAAUUCCCUAAGCAGUCUCCUACCGUAGCCAGAAUGGGCCGAGAACACAGCCUCUACUUCAACAACACAUUUGGCUUUUAAAAUAAAGCAAUCUUGGCACCAA